UCGUUCUGCGAUUCCCUGACAAAGUGGGUAGUUGAAUCGCAACGCAGCGUCUUGCUUGCUUGCUGCUGACUAUUAGUAGACCAACUACCUAAUUCUAAACCCUUGACGACGUGUCAACGAAGGAUUGUUGGAUACAGACAAGAGACUGGGAUUAAUCGGGAACAAGUAAAAAAUGCGCUCUCAGUCGGUUGUUGCAGUCGCCCUUGUGGCCGCUGCUUCUGUUGCCAUCGCCGAGUCUGAAAACCGACCCAGGAUUUAUUUCCCUCGACACGUGAAGAGAGUCUUCACGAACACGACGAUACCUAUAACGAGCCCGGCUUCUCAAUCGAGCAGCCAGACGCAUGUAGCCACGUCGGACUCAUCCUCUUCAUCUACCAAGAGGAAUACGAUAUCUGAAAUUCUUGCUAGCCUGGGUCUAGGUGAAGAAACAUCAUCAGAUGAGGAAAGUGGAACCACAACAGUAGUUGUCCCAACGACACUCUUCGUUUCCCCGUCUGCCACUGCCUCUGGCUCCAGAAACGAGACCGAUUCGAGCGCGGCUACGACUACGGCAAAGGAUGCAGCAACAACAAAAUCGAGCUCGAGUGACAAGGAGGAGUCAUCAAGCAAGUCUUCUGCCGUGAAGGAUGAAGCUACGACCACGUCCGAACCCCUGUUGUCUCUCCCGACUUUGGAUAUACCGUUGCCCAUCGACACCUCUGAUUCCUCCACUGCGCCAAUCGUGAAUGCAACAUCAUCCGCUACAGCCACUAGUUCAGACGAGACGAGUGAAUCAUCGACUUUAGAAUCAGCUACCACAUCUUCCUCAUCGGGCAUUUUGUUGUUUCCAACUGGAGCUGUAACUACUACAUCCACGCCGACCGUAUCUUCGACACCGACCUCAUCAAAGGCUUCAGAAACCACUUCGAGCAGUGGUGGCUCUUCGACUGAGACUGCGCCUUCGUCUUCGGCAGUGACAACAACCUCAGCCAAGAGCUCAACAGGAAGUGCCACUGUGAGCUCUACCGAAAGCCCCACGGAGACCUCUACUGGGAGUUCGACGGCGAGUCCUAUCUCGACACCUACGUCGACUACUAGCAGCGGUGGUUUGAUAGACGAUCUGACUAGCAUUUUGUUGCCUGGUUCGUCCGCUACGGUGAAUGGUACUACCUCUAGUGCCCCAACUGCAGCAGCGAGCGAAACAGAAACAGGAACGCCAACUGUUAGUUCCAUCCCCGAUGUGACACCGACACCGAGCUCAAGCUCAACAAGUGGACUUAUUCCGGAUUUAACAAGCAUCUUUCCUCCCGGAACGACUGCUAAUUCAACAGAGUCUUCUGCUACACCAACAUCGGAUGCGACACCAGAUGUAACACCGACACCAAGCUCGACAUCUUCACUCAUCACGGUGGUACCUGGAACAACUACGAAUGCCACUGAAUCCACUGCUAUUCCGACACCAACUACUUCGGAUGAGACAUCAGUGCCGUCAUCAACGUUUUUGCCAACAUCUGAUUCUUCUGUCAGCGCUGGGCCAAGCUCAACAUUGAUCCCGUCAUCGAAUUCUACUUCCAGUAUUGAACCUACGUCAACCUUCGUGCCAACAUCAACUCCAGUACCCACGCCCACUGGUGGAAAUAGUACCGAUAUCCCUACUUCAUCGGAAACCGUUAGCGUUCCUGUCACGCUGCCUACUUCUUCUUCUACACCAAUUGUUAAUGGUACCUCAUCGUCAACACCACCUCCGACAUCAGCUACCCUUCCGCCAUCGACAUCUGAUGUUCCGUCGAACACGACCACUGAAAUUCCCACCUCUACGCCACCCCCCGUUACAUCUUCGUCCAGUGUGUCGAUCCCAAUCAAUUCUACUGAAUCGACAUCGAGCAUCUCAAUUCCUGUAUCGUCAACCUCUGCGCCAGAAACCUCGACAACUGCCAUUACAAUUCCAAUUCCAAGCCCUACCACGACACUGGCACCCACAUCAACUACGUCGAAGUCAAUUGUUACGAGCAUUGUCGCCACGGCCACUAUCACUGAUUCUCAAUCGUGGCUACCAACGUCUCUGAUAGUACAGGAAUCAACGGGCACAGUCAGUACUGGCGGGCUUCCUACUACUGCCACCGGGCUCCCUACAACGCUUCCCAUGGCAAUUUCCCCAGCUUCAACCGCUCCUGCUCAGCCGCCGGACACAACAAAGAUUCAGAUCUCAUUCCUCUACGGCGAACAUUACAUGCAUCUGGUAGAGAAUCCUAAGGCUGCCGCCCAACUAUUCCAGCUACUUCCUGGAGCUCUUGCAUAUGACACUGGAUUAAAUCCUGAGGAUGUCGUUAUGUAUAGCAUUAGGCCUUAUGACACGUUGUCCACACUUGGUUAUAUUACCUCUCAAGCUCUGCUUUACUACCCCACCGACAAGGUCAAUCAGCUUGCUGAUGAUAUUAAGACGCCUAAUGCGGCUCUAUACAACCAGCAGGACAGCCCUCUUGCUAAUGCCCUGACUGGCCAGAUCAACCCUGCAAUCCCAAUUUGGCUCGGAUCUGGGCUCGGAGGUAAUCCUAGCCCGGGUAGUGGAAACUCUGAUGAUAACCACAAUUCGGGCAGCUCUGAUCCUUUUGGCGGUUCUGGUGGAGGUGAGACAACUGCUGCGCAGAAAGGAACGACGGCUGGCAUUGCCAUUGGAGCUCUCAGUGUUGCAGGUGCAUAUGGUGCAGCUAUGUUUGUUAUUGCGCGACGAUAUAAGCGCAAGAAGCAACGCCACCAACGAAGCAGCUCAAUCUCUGCCGCGGAUGAAAUGCGACAGCCAGGGAGCCCUGCGUUGAUGGGCGGGGCACUCCUUAGCCGCGACUUCAGUAGUAGCCCUGGAUACGCCCCUGGAUACGGUGCUACAAACGGUGGCAACAUGCGCAACAGUCAAGGUAGUGGACGAAGUGGUACAAACCAGUCAGCACGAACUGCUAACAUCUCCGCCCCUGUCGCCGCUGAAAAUUCGCUGGGAUGGAACUGAACGUGAACGAAUUGCGUAUGACUGCACGCCUGAACUGGUUUAUUGGUCCUUUUUCUAAUCCCUUCUAUACUUGGAUACCCUUUCAGAUGAUUCUGUUGAACCUCGCUGCCCCUGAUAACAGGGCGCAGGCGAAACGAUCAUUUUGGAAACGCGAUCAGGUUUGAGCCAACCGCUCAUCAUUUUCUUGUGAACUACAACAUGAACAUCGUGAAGGAUCUCGACCCACCUUUUGCUGGUCGAGCUCUGAUGCUCAUGUGAUUUUUAUUUAAUCUAUUUGCUCAGAUUAACUCAAAAAGAGCCCAGUCACGACAGCUCUUCGAACCGUGUCUGGGCAGCGGCUACGAAGGGGUGAUGCAAAUCGAUGGAUGAAGAGACUUGUGGGAUUUUGCUACAAUCUAUCACCAUGGAACUAAACGUACAAUAUAAAUAACGCCCACGCCGCAAGUGGCGGGUGAUAGACUUGAAGACCCUGUUAAGUUUUCUGGAGUAAUGCAUAUAUGAUGAAUAGACAAGAGAAAAUCUAAAAAUUCAAUCUAAUGCCUUGCUUGUA
Xylaria bambusicola is the source of this 3530-nucleotide messenger RNA. RefSeq lists its product as uncharacterized. NCBI's taxonomy places the organism in Eukaryota, Fungi, Ascomycota, Sordariomycetes, Xylariales, Xylariaceae. The record is from RefSeq and is a predicted model, not a curated record. The coding region runs from base 173 to 2980 and encodes 935 amino acids. Gene Ontology annotation, molecular function: osmosensor activity. The transcript has a single exon. Gene Ontology annotation, cellular component: cell surface; site of polarized growth; extracellular region. Gene Ontology annotation, biological process: signal transduction involved in filamentous growth; fungal-type cell wall organization; establishment of cell polarity.